Messenger RNA from Leptidea sinapis, 2380 nucleotides. RefSeq names its product dynein intermediate chain 2, ciliary. Gene Ontology annotation, molecular function: dynein heavy chain binding; dynein light chain binding. Bases 123 to 2318 code for a protein of 731 amino acids. NCBI's taxonomy places the organism in Eukaryota, Metazoa, Arthropoda, Insecta, Lepidoptera, Pieridae. Gene Ontology annotation, biological process: outer dynein arm assembly; cilium movement. Gene Ontology annotation, cellular component: outer dynein arm. The transcript has 17 exons. The record is from RefSeq and is a predicted model, not a curated record.
AUAAUAUUCGAAUAGAAGCGGAACUCAAAGUCAAUUUUAUUUAUGUACUUUCCGAGUUUUGAACAGAUAUAUUUAAUUUAUUUUGAGAUAUGUGCUGUUUAAUGUAGAGGUUGAAAUCUGGUAUGGCACCGAAAAAGAAAGAAGCAAGUAAGUCGCGGGCCAAUUUGGUGGAGGAUGAAGCACUUGAGUGGCUGAAGCCCCGUGCUUUGAUAAAACCUGAUGAACAAGAGGAUGUACCAGAAGCUGAUCUUGAAGAAGAAGUGGGUCGUGUUCUAACUACGCUUAAUAAUCAAUGGGUGGCUGAUGAAGUAGCUUUCCAUUACGGGCAAGGCAAAUUCGUAACUAAAUCAAAACCGACUUUUGGAAAGGCAUAUCCACUUUAUAUUUUUCAAGGAACAGCAAUUCGCAAAGAUUCUGAUGAAGCGAAGGCACAAAUUGCAGCUGGAUAUGGUAUGGUGGGAUUUGAUGACGCCGGGCCAAAACGUGCAAAAGUUAAAAAGUCAGCAGCAGAUGAAGAAGAGGAAGAGGAACCUGAGCCGGAGCCACAGCCACCCGCCGAGGAGGACAGAGGAGAUGAGGAUGUAGUACAAGAAGAAGAAAAGCCAGCUCCAGUCGAAGAAGUGGAAGCUCCACAGGCUGUUGUUGAAGAGGAACAGGAAGUCCCAGAUGAAGCAGCAGACGAAGAGACUCCAGCUGAUGAUCAGGGCCACCACGUUGAAGAAGUGUUAGAAAUAAAACCAAGAGUGAAGAAACUUGCAAAUCAGUUCAAUUUCUGCGAAAGAGCAGCGCUAACAUACGUGUUUCCUAGACGGUCAGUAGAAACACAAUCAAUACCGCCUUCACGGAUAAACUUUGGAUCGACUGCUCUACAAAGCAUCAUCUUUGACUUCUACAACGAAGAUUACGCGAAGAAGAUGAAAGAAAAGGAAGAUGAAAAGCCGAAAAGGCUGAAGAAGAAAGCAGCAAAGAACGCGAAGACUGCGCAACAGAUCCACGAUGAACAGCUGGCGCAGCGGAUUCGUGAGGCAUGGACUGUACUGGAGAGGCUCGUCAACCAGAACAUAUACGAUGAUAUUUCACAAGACUACCGGUAUUGGGACGAUCCGUCGGAUGAGUUCCGCGAAGGAAUGGGCUCCUUGCUGCCUCUUUGGAAGUUCCAGUACGAACCGAUGAGGAACCACGCAGUGUGUGACGUGCAGUGGAACCCACACUAUCAGGACUUGUUCGCGGUAGCAUAUGGCUCUUUGGACUUUACGGCCCAACAAAAGAACGGUUGCCUCUGCUUGUACAGUAUAAAGAACCCAGCGUUUCCAGAGUACUCCGUUGUGACCGAAUCGCCAGUCAUAUGUCUUGAUGUUUAUAAGGAGAUACCUUACCUUAUCUGCAUUGGAAUGUACGACGGUAACGUGUGCGUCUAUAACGCGCAGCUUACUCUGGAGUCGUCGUAUCAGUACAAAUCUGACGCCGUCAGAGAUAAACAUAGCAAUAUUGUUUGGGAGGUUCGUUGGGGAGCCCGCCUCAUCGACGGUGAAGCGUCAUUCUUCUCAAUAUCUGGUGACGGUAGAGUGGUGCAGUGGGCGGUGAUGCCAGGGGAGCUGCAAGCCACUACCAUUAUCACUUUGUCAUCCAGUGUACCACCCAUUUCCGGCCCCGACGGCACUCUCCUGCGAGUUAAUAGUUGCGGCAGCACGAUAUGCUUCCACCCGGAGAAAGAGGAAAUAUUCAUGGUGGGCGCAGAAGACGGCAUGGUCCACACGUGCUCGCUCAAGUACAACAGAAACUACGUGCGAUCCGUGCAGGGUCACCAUAUGCCAGUCUACCGCAUCUCCUACAACUACUACAACAACUCACUCUACGCGACCUGCUCCGGUGACUGGAGAGUCAAGAUCUGGGAAGAUGGGAGGGAUGAACCAUUGUUUAUGUUUGAGCUGGGAUCACCCGUGGGCGACGUGAAGUGGGCCCCCUACUCUAGCACUGUAUUCGCAGCGUGCACGGCUGACGGAAAGGUAUACGUAUAUGAUUUGAAUGUGAACAAGUACCGGCCGAUUUGCGUGCAAGCUGUUGUCUCCAAGAAGACAAAGAAAUUGACUCGACUCGAUUUCAACAAACGCCUACCGGUAAUCGUAUGUGGGGACACAAAAGGCACUUGCCAUGUGUUGAAGUUAUCACCUAAUUUGAGGGUGAUGUGCAAACCUCCUAAGAAAGCUCAAGGCAUUCAACAACGAACCUUGCAGAUAAUGAAACUAGAUAAACUAUUGAGCCUAGUUCGAGACCCGCCUUAUCAAACCGGCGUCGUCGACGAGAAGUUCGACGAUUAACUAAAGUUAUGUGGAAGGUAUAUUUUAAUAUUUAAAUUAAAAAUAAAUUAUGUAACAACAAA